Messenger RNA from Durio zibethinus, 2312 nucleotides. The record is from RefSeq and is a predicted model, not a curated record. Lineage: Eukaryota; Viridiplantae; Streptophyta; Magnoliopsida; Malvales; Malvaceae.
UGGGAAGAACAAAUGUUUUGCCGGAAGCAUCUAGUAUCAUCUUAUCUCUCCUGUAUUAAAAAAAAACCCUUGAUUUCCUAUUCUCCUUAUUUGUCUCCUUCCAUACUUUGCAUUCCAAAACUGUCCCAACUUCUGGAGCUUCAUUCACAUCCAUCCAUUCCCCUUGAAACCCUGCCAUUUUUUUUUUUUUAAAUUUAGUAAACAGACAACCCGUCUAACUAAGUACCAAUAUUUCCAAUUUUUUUUCAUAUCUCUCUCACUCUUCUCUCAACACUCACCCAAAUCCUCAUUGUUUUGUGUCAUUGAUCAGCAGUUAUGGCUGACAAGGUUAAGGAGAUGGAUAACGAAGAGUUCUUCAUGGAAAAUGAUGAUGAGGACGACCUUGAAGAGAGCAAGAUAGAGGAUGGUAGUAUCAGCAGUAGCAGCAGCAGCAAGAACAAUAGUUAUGAUGACGGUGAGGGAGGCAGAAGAGGCCCUUCUGCCGCUUUCUCUUCCCAACAAUGGCCACAAAGUUUCAAAGAGACCAUGGAUCCUUACACAAUCACAGCAUCACCAAGCUUCGGAGUUCUAGGGGGAGUUCCAAAUUUUGGAUAUUUGAGUUUUGGCAGUCAGAGCAAAAGUAAUUUGGACCUGGAUGGAAAGCUUCCUCUUCUGUCUGAACAUCAAAAGAGUUAUGGGAAGGGUUUUCUAGAUAGCAUCUCAAGAGCACAGUCAUCAUGGUCGCAGAAGUAUUCAAUUCAUAAGCAACUUACAGGAGAGUUUUCCGUUGCUUAUGGAUGUAGUGUGACCCAGACGGUAUUUAAUUCGGUAAAUGUAAUGGUUGGAGUUGGGCUUCUAUCCACACCUUAUACGAUAGCGAAAGGAGGCUGGGCAAGCUUGUUGAUGCUAAUUCUUUUUGCAGUUGUAUGUUGUUAUACAGCCACACUGAUGAAAUACUGCUUUGAAAGCAGAGAAGGAAUUAUAUCUUACCCUGAUAUGGGUGAAGCUGCCUUUGGACGAUUCGGACGCCUUUUUAUAUCUAUUGUUCUCUAUACAGAAUUAUAUUCAUAUUGUGUGGAAUUUAUUAUCAUGGAAGGUGACAAUCUUACAAGGCUAUUUCCUGGAGUUUCUUUGGAUUGGCCUGGUUUAAAGCUGGACUCAAUUCACAUUUUUGGAAUUCUAACUGCCUUUGUUGUUCUACCCACUGUCUGGUUAAAAGAUCUCCGCCUUAUUUCAUAUCUUUCAGCUGGUGGGGUUGUUACAACAUUGGUGAUAGUUCUUUGUCUGGUAUUCCUUGGUGCAGCUGGUGGUGUGGGCUUCCAUCAUACUGGUAAAGCUGCGAAUUGGAGUGGCAUUCCAUUUGUAAUUGGUGUAUAUGGAUUUUGUCAUUCGGGGCAUUCUGUGUUUCCAAAUAUCUAUCAAUCAAUGGCUGAUAAAUCACAAUUUAAGAGGGCAAUGCUAUAUUGCUUUCUUUUAUGUAUAGUAUUGUAUGGGGGUGUUGCAACCAUGGGUUUUCUUGAGUUCGGUCAAGGCACCUUCUCUCAGAUAACUUUGAAUAUGCCACCACAGGCUUUUGUUUCUAAAAUUGCAUUGUGGACAACGGUUAUCAACCCACUCACAAAAUAUGCAUUGUUGAUGAUCCCGUUGGCAAGGAGUAUAGAGGAGCUGCUGCCAGAUGAAGUUUCAAAUAGUUUAUGGUGUUUCAUUCUUCUGAGAGCAGCACUUGUCUUUUCUACUGUUGGUGCUGCAUUUGUUAUGCCUUUCUUCGGUCUUAUGAUGGCUUUAAUUGGUUCUCUUCUCAGCUCUAUGGUGGCUAUAAUAAUGCCAUCACUAUGUUUCAUAAAGAUUGUUGGAAGAAAAGCUACAAGGGCACAGAUUGUUUUGAGUGCCACAAUUGCUGUAUUUGGUAUUGCCUGUGCUAUUGUUGGGACAUAUUCUACAUUAAGAGGGAUAACUAGUCAUUACUGAAAUCUAGAGCAUGGCUUCCUCCCUGCUGAUUUACAACGUGUAGAUUGUCAUCAUGGUGAUGCUAAUUCUCGUCGCAGCAUCACUACAGUUACAUAAAUCAAUGUCUUUCAGCCGUGAAAAGGACCUUUCACUCGCGAGCUGCCCGGAAAAUCUAGUUCCAAAUACAUUGAUAAGGCAUUAAAGAAUAUUAGGAUUAAGACAUGCGCUUUUUGUUGUUUGUAAUGGUGAUUGUUUGGAUAUUUCCCCUGUUUACUUUGUCACAUUUUAUUUUAGGUAAAGGCCUUGGUUUCCUGGAGUUGAAUCUGGCCUGUUAAUGACCAUGAACUAAGAUUUUUCUGAAUUCUGAUUGUUGCCAAUUUUUUCUA